This is a messenger RNA of Daphnia magna, 3728 nucleotides long. RefSeq names its product heterogeneous nuclear ribonucleoprotein U-like protein 1. Lineage: Eukaryota; Metazoa; Arthropoda; Branchiopoda; Diplostraca; Daphniidae. Gene Ontology annotation, molecular function: protein binding. The record is from RefSeq and is a predicted model, not a curated record.
GUUACCGAAAAUGCGCUCGACGCCAUUUUUUUAAGCUAUUCGGUUUUUGACGGCUUGGUAAAUUCAAACCCGGCAAAAAAAGUCCCAUCCCUAUUUCAAUUGUCAGAGUGCAAAAAUGCCCCUGAAAGACCUCGACAAGCUUACUGUUGUCAAGCUUCGUGCCGAGUUAAUAGCCCGAGGUUUGGACUCCAAAGGUAAUAAGCCCUUUCUGGUGGAACGACUUCGCUUCGCAUUAGAUCAAGAGGAGAAGCACGGUGUACCUAGGCCUGCAAUCAAAAUGUUCACUUCUGAGAAUGAAUUAGGUGACGCGAGUAUGGACCAGGAACCUGAAAUGGACGACGAGGUUCUUGAUGAUGCUGAAGCUGAUGAAAAUGAAGAUGUGUCAUCCAAUCCUAACCAAGUAGGCAAUGGCUCAAAUGGUACCACAGAAGUGUCAGAUAAUGCUUUGAAUAAUGGAACACACAUCAGCUGCACGGACAAGCCUUUUAAAACAGAAGAGUCCUUGUCGGAAGCUAUAGCUGAACCCACAUCUAUUGAAGCAUCCAAACAAAUCUCUGCUGAUACACCUCCUUUAACUGAGGCAGCUGUUAAAGAAGGGAAUGCUGAAGAAGCAGACAACAGUACAAACUCUGCCCUAAAUGAUAGUGUAAUGGCAGUUUAUGGAGGGAAAAAUGAAACCUUUAUGGAGAAUAGUACUUUAGAACAAUCUGUAGACAUGACAGUUGACCAAACUAAUGAUAAUGUAACAAAUAACUUGACAUCAAAUUCUAGUAAUCUUGAUGGUAAAGAUACUAGUUCAACACCAAAAGACACCACAGAAUCUUCCAGUGUUGAUACCGAAAAGGCCUCAGUUAGUAUUAACCAAACAGAUGCUUCUGCUCAAAAUGAGACAGUUUUGGUUGAUAGUGAGGAAAAAGAGAAAGAGAAGGGUUCAGAUGUUACAUCACAGGCUGAAAUAACAGAUGCUGUUGUCAAAGCAGAAGAACCUAAUGCUGAUGAAAAGGAUGCAGAUACUGCAACAUCUCAGGUUGAAGCAAAAGAAGAGGAGAAAAUGGAAGCCUCGUCAGCUGUAGAGACUGAAGCAACUCAAGAAAGUGAGAGUCCAUCAAAAGAAGGAACAAUAGAAGAUAAAAGUGACAGGGGAAGCAAACGACAAAGAGACAGAUCCUCAAGUCCUGCCAAUGUAAAUAAAGUAGCCGAAGGACCUCCACCUGAAGAUGAACCCGAAUGGGAUGGAAGUUUAGUCGUGCUUGAUUGGUAUAAUUCAGAUCUCAAUUUAACCAUAAGCAAAACGGAUUUCGUAAGUGGUACUCCACUGACCGAAGCUGGAUUUGCUUAUAUGUGGGCCGGUGCUCGCGCUACAUAUGGAUUUUUAACUGGAAAAAUUUGCUACGAAGUUAAGGUGGUAGAGAAUUUGGCAGUUUCUCACCUUGAGGAAUCAGAACCGAAUCAUCAUGUUGUGCGAGUCGGAUGGUCUGUCGAUUCUACUACGUAUCAAUUAGGUGAAGAUCCAUUUUCGUAUGGGUAUGGAGGUACAGCGAAAAUUUCUCAGAAUUGCGAAUUCAAGGACUAUGGGGUGCCUUUCCAGUUGAAUGACGUUGUUGGUGUUUACUUGGACGCAUCUGAGGAGAAAGAAACAGUCGAGAUAUCUUUUUGUGUUAAUGGUGCAGCCCAAGGCGUAGCAUUUACAUUAACAAAGGAAGAACUGAAUGGUCGGGCGCUGUUUCCUCACAUUCUUACCAAAAAUUGUCGAUUCGAGGUAAACUUUGCAAAAGAGGAACCAUGGUUUCCGCCCAUGGAAGGGUACGAGUGGGCCAGCAAAAUCCCAGUCGAAUCGCGCGUCAGAGGUGCCCUCACUCCUGCUACUAGGGCUGAUUGCCAGAUGAUCAUGAUGUGCGGUCUGCCUGGAGCUGGGAAAACAACUUGGGCUAACAAAUUCUCGGUUGAAAAUCCCGAUCGGAAAUUCAAUAUUUUAGGCACAAAUGCUUUCCUUGAUAAAAUGAAGGUCAAUGGAUUGCCUCGUCGGAAAAACUACAGUGGAAGAUGGGAAGUUCUGAUCGAAAAGUGUACCCGUUGUUUGAACAUUUUGUUGGAAAUUGCUGCCAAACGGCGGAGGAACUACAUCCUUGACCAGACUAAUGUCUAUCCUACAGCUCAGAAGAGAAAAAUGUCGUACUUUUCUGGGUUCAAACGCAAAGCUGUGGUAAUUGUUCCAACAGAGGAAGAAGCCAAGGUUCGAGUAGAAAAAAGAAUUCAAGAGGAAGGUAAGGACGUACCUGACUCGGCCGUUAUGGAAAUGAAAGCAAAUUUCAAAAUUCCAUCCGUCGAUGACACGUUUUCUGAAGUCGAAUUCCCCGAGUUGGCACUGGAAGAAGCACUUAAAGUCAUAGAAAAGUACAGCACCGAAGCAAAGGCAGCUGGAUACGGCCAGCCCUCGCCAAAACGACAACGUCAGAAUCAAGGAAAUCGCAAUAAAAAUGAUCGUAACGACCGACGCAGCAACCAUAGUGGUCGCGACAGAAAUCGUGAUUCCAGAGGGUCAAAUAGCCAUCGCAGCUCAAGCUCACGAUCUUAUAGAGAUAGCCGAGAUGAUCGACAUCGCCCGCCUCCUCCUUCUCAUUGGAGAGGGGGAGGUGGCGGCGGUGGUGGUCCAGGCCGUGGUGGUGGAUGGAGCAAUCGAGGACCCCCGCCACCAUUACCUAGAAAUGGUCCUUAUUCUCCACGUCGAGGACCACCGCUUCCUCCUUUACCUCCAGUUAACCGUGGAGGGUGGAAUGCACCAAUUCCUGAAAGACCAUACCCUGGUGCCAGAUCUGGAGGUGGAAGUGGUGGUAGUAGAGGCUAUGACGACAGACGCAACGACAGACCUUCCUAUUCGGCCCCAAGACGAGAAGGACCUUCUCCAUGGAUGAAUUCUCCAUCGAUGGCUGGUGCUGCACCCCAGAGAAGUUCAUGGGGACAUUCGCACAGUGGCUGGAACAGCAACAGUGGCGGCGGGAAUAGUUCAUCUUCGUCGUACGGUCAACCACAGCAAGCAUCGUAUGCUAGCUCUGCUUACGGUGGGUCAGCACUCUAUGGAUCGACGGGAGCCUCCAGAGCAACUCCAAGCGGCGGCUAUGGUACUCCUUCUGGUAUUACCGCCAGACCUGCUAGUGGAAACUAUGGAUCAUCGUCGGCAACUGCAAGACCUGUUUCCACACCAUAUGGGGGUGCUGGAAUCACUGGACUUGCCCGCCCCGCCAGUUACGGAUCCAACGGUCAAGCCAGACCAACCAGCUAUGGCCCUCCUAGCCUACCGGGUAGCCGACCUGCAAGUUACGGAUCUGGUUCAGGGAGUGCCCGUCCCACCUCCAGUUACUCUAGCGCCUCAAUCAACCAAUGGUCACAACAGCAGCAGCAACAGCCGCAACAAACUGGAUACCAGUAUCCUUAUAACCCCAAUCAUUCAACGUACAGUGGUGGCAAGUAACAUAGCACGUUUCGUUUUAAACAUUUUCCUCAUUUGCAAAAUGUUUUGUUUUGUUUCAUCUGUCAGUCCUUCCUUUAGUAAUUUGAAGUCUCUUCUUCGUAUUUGUAACUUUCAUGAAACAAAAAAUAUUCAGCCGUCGGAUGAGUGAAAUUCAAUGUGAGAAACUUCAUUUCAGGGUUUCCGUUCUUUUUUUUUUUCUAUUUUUUAAAUUUGUUUCUUCGACGCCAUUAAUGAUGAAAUACACGGACAUUUAACUAAA